Mucor velutinosus is the source of this 2010-nucleotide messenger RNA. RefSeq lists its product as uncharacterized. Gene Ontology annotation, molecular function: protein binding. The record is from RefSeq and is a predicted model, not a curated record. The coding region runs from base 1 to 2010 and encodes 669 amino acids. The transcript has a single exon. Lineage: Eukaryota; Fungi; Mucoromycota; Mucoromycetes; Mucorales; Mucoraceae.
AUGUAUAUAGUGCAAGAAAGCGCUGAAAAUGCUCUUCUCCCUGCUGAAAUCUUGACAGAAAUCUUCAAAAAGUUGUCGAAUGAGACACUGUUUACUUGUUUAAGUGUCUGCAAGACUUGGUUUCAUCCAGCAGGUCAGGUGUACUAUCGACAGUUGCGCAUAGGCGACAAUAUCAAAAGGAGCGCAGACAUCAAGAAAAUAGUAGAGUACAUUUCCAAGUUCCCAGAUCUAUUGAUAGGCGACAAGGUGAGAACCAUGCAGAUCGAAGGGCAGCGUCAAAUAGGGGGCCGCAUCAUUUCAGGAACAUCAACACCAACUCCAUCAUCUAAAGAAGAGCUACAAGCACUAUUGCAAAUGUGUCCCCAUCUACAAGAGUUGGCAUUCAGCAUCAAUUCAGUUUAUUGGAAGUAUGUCUACGAAAUGGAUCCUCACAUUACCCACAUCAUACGACCUAGGAGGCUUUUCACAGUAGGAAAGCUGCGAUGCUACGAAGAAGAGUACUUUUACAAGGUGGCGCAUCAAUUUAGAUCAUCCAUCAGCGAGCUAGAGAUCUAUUGCUCCUGUGAUGCAUCUAUACAUGAUGGCUUUGGUAGCCUUUAUUCUUAUCUGGCAGACUUUCCCUUGAUGAAAUCAUUAUCCAUCAAGAGCGGUAGUCAGCGUUACAUGGUUUACUUGGAUCAGUUACUGAACUCGUGCAAGCGAUUGAGACAGCUCAACUUUCAAUUAGACCAUCCCUUCUUUGAACGACAGCCUUACAGCGGUCAACAAUCAUGGUCAGAAUACCCAUCUUUGCAGGAGCUCGAUAUAUACCAGUCUACUUUCAACGCACAGCAGCUACAGUACAUUAUCUAUCGCUUCAAAAAUCUCAAAAACUUUACUUUGAGGAUGAAUCAAAUCGAUAUCCACCAGAGAAAGCUAUGGAAAAAUGAACAAGACAAACACUUGAAGUCAGCAAUGCAGUUUUUCAAAAGUGAUUUUAUGGCGUUCCUUGCUCAUCUCAACCAACUGCAUUUGCAUUUCAAUAUUCAUGGACGGUCUUACGUCGAGUACUUGAUGGAGCACUUUUAUCUGCCCUCAUUGUACAGUGGCAAACACAGCUCAGCCUGGAUCGAGGCUUCCUUCGAGGUGAAUCAUGGCAGAACAGAGAGAACACAAAUUGAGAUACAAAAAGGUGCACAAAAGCAAACGGUCAACUAUACAUUUGUAAGGGAUUUUUCAGUGGCAGACCCUACAAUGGAUGAAGAUCUGCAGGUAGAGUCAACUGAACAUUUGCCUUACCUGACACACCUUGAAUCCUACGGAAAGCAUCUCCAACGUCUCCACAUCACCACUACGUCAAAAGCAAAGCACAGAGAGGCAGCUGAUCUUGAUCUUGUCCUUUGUCUCUGUCCUAAUCUUCAGGAGCUAACCCUCAUUGUGGAGAUCUCUCCUGGAGCAUAUUUUUCGCCGGAUGUUUCUCUGAUGAAUCAUCAACAUCCGCCGUCGCAUUGCUGGAAUUAUAACCCCAGAUCGGCUUUGAACUCCAAACUAGCCGCAUUAACAGUGAAAGGGAUUACUAUUACAAGAGAACUUUUACGAGCGAUUGCUAGAAACCAUCCGAGACUAAAAAACCUCUGCUUCGUCAACUGCUUGUCAGAAUCAAUCAUUGAAAAUGAUCCAUUAGCUCAAAGCAGCCUUUCAUUUCACAUGUACGAUCUAUCCAAUUUGCAUCUCGAAUCACUGGUUUUCGACAUUUUCGCUCAUCGAUAUGGCAAGAAGCUUGUUGUACCGAUGGUUUGCAUUGCAAUUGAAAGCGAGGAUAAAUCAUGCAAUUACUACCUUGCCAAACAACAAAAAGAUCCAGUUACAGACGAAUUGUUCAAUAGCAUCUCAACCGCAAUGUAUAAACAACUGAUCACCGACAAGGAAGCUAUACUGACAGUGCUAUGGUUUAAAGUAAAAGCAUUGGACAACUUGGAAUUGCAAGCUGGAAGAAAUCAAUCAUUGAUCAAGAAGAUCCAGCCGAGAUAG